Molecule: messenger RNA, 4867 nt
Organism: Pongo pygmaeus (Bornean orangutan)
Lineage: Eukaryota; Metazoa; Chordata; Mammalia; Primates; Hominidae
Gene: UCP2
Product: uncoupling protein 2
Exons: 8
Coding region: 3599-4528 (309 amino acids)
Biological process (GO): transmembrane transport
Source: RefSeq, a predicted model, not a curated record
GGGCCACCCUGUCACCCAGGCUGGACUGUAGUGGCACAAUCAUGGCUCACUGCAGCCUCAACCUCCCAAGCUCAGGUGAUCCUCCAUGUCAGCCUCCCAAUUAGCUGGGACUACAGGCGUGCACCACAAUGCCCAGCUAAUUUUUGUAUUUUUUUUAGAGACAGGGUUUUGCCAUGUUGGCCAGGCUGGUCUUCAACUCCUGGCCUCAAGUGAUCCACCCGUCUCAACCUCCCAAAGUGCUGGGAUUACAGGCGUGAGCCACUGUGCCCCAUCUCAUCUGCUAAGUGGGUUUAAAGAAAUUCAGUUUCAUGUCAAUUUUUAAAAAUGUAUGGUCAUCAAAUUUGACUUCUUUUUAAAAAUGCAAUCAGAUAAUUGUAUACUUGUUUGAUGAGGGGAGGAAAGUUAAUAUAGCCAAUCUACUCAAUAUUUUUAGCAGAAAUUAUCAGAGACUAAGGAAAUUAAGUUUUUCUCAUGUUGGUUUUAAUUACCUAAUGUUUUCAGUUUUCUCUUUCAUUCUUGUGUCUUUUUUUCAUUUUCAGUGUUUCAAAUACAGUUUGUAUUUAAAGAUUUAGAAGUUCCAAAACUGUAAGCACAGUGGAUUGUUUCCUGGGAUGAUAUUAAAAUUAUACAACAAAAUAUAUGAAACUUUGUCAAUUUGGUUAUUGGCACAUACAAAAUAUUUACAAAUAAAUGUGUGUGUGUGUGCGUGUACACACAAUUCAAUGAAAGAGAUGUGAAACAAGUUUUCUUUUCUUUUUUCUUUUUUUUUUUUUUUUUGAGACAGAGUCUUGCUCUGUCACCCAGGCUGGAGUGCAAUGUCACAGUUUUAGCUCACUGCAACCUCUGCCUCCUGGGUUCAAGCGAUUCUCCUGCCUCAGCCUCCCGAGUAGCUGGGACUACAGGCACCUACCACCACUCCUAGCUAAUUUUUGUGUUUUUAGUAGAGACAGGGUUUCACCAUGUUGUCCAGGCUGGUCUCCAACUCCUGACCUCAGGUGAUCUGCCCGCCUCAGCCUCCCCAAGUGCUGGGAUUGCAGGCGUGAGCCACCUCACCCAGCUACAAGUUUUCAAAAUACAGUUAUCUGUACCCAUACAUUCUCCAGUUUGUCCACAGGACAUCUUAUGACUUGGGCAAGCUGCUAAAAAUCCAAGAGUGCAGCGUUUGUAUGUCUAUAGGAUUGCUCAGAUCUACCCCCACCCUAAAAGAACUUAAGAGAAUUUCUUGAGGCCAGGCACAGUGGCUCACACCAGUAAUUCCAGUACUGUGAGAGUCCGAGGUCAGAGGACUGCUUGAGGCCAGGAGUUCAAGAGCAGCCUGGACAACACAGGGAGACCUGUCACUACAAAGAAUAAAUAAAUUAGCCAGGCUUAGUGGUUCAUCCCUGUGGUCCCAGCUACUAGGGAGGCAGAAGUAGGACUGCUUGUCCCAGGAGGUCAAGACUGCAGUGAGCUGAGACCCAGCCACCUGCAUUCCAGCCUGGGCAACAAAAAGAGACCCUGUCUCAAAAAAUAAGUUAAAUAAAUAAAUAAUAAAAAUAGUUUAAACCCUAAACACAUCUUCUUUUUCAAAGAGGACUUCUUGAGGACUUCAUGCUGCGUCCUGUUGAUCUCCACUUCCCUUUUUCAGCGUCCACACUUUUAACAGUCUCUUUUGCCAAGGAUAAUAAGUAUAUAGUUUCUGGAAUCUAGAUUCUUCCCUGUUUGGACAGCCAGGGGUACAAUUUUUGGUCUGCAGGCCUUUGCAUCUGUUCUGCUGUUGCUCAGCAAUCUCACAGCAAAUUUGCCGAGCCUCUCCGGAAUGCACAGCCAGACAGAGCUCAGCGCAAAAGCUAGAGAACCUGGCGGAGGGAGACUCACAGUGCCACAAAAAAAUCUUUAUCUUUUCUUUUCUCUUUUCUUUUUUUCUCUUUCUUUCUUGUCUUUCUGUCUUUCCUCUCUCUCUCUGUCUUUCCUCUCUUUCUUUCUUUUUUCCUACAUGGCAAGAUCUCCUCAUGACAGAAAUAAUCUGCCUUGACUUCUGUUUCCACGCUGCUUCUGCCAGGACCAUGCGCUCGGCGUGUUUUUCUUUCCGCUAUAAUUAUCCAGGCCCAUCCCAGCCCUGGUCCCCUCAGCUGUUCCCUGGCAGUCCCUUCUGCUGGUGAAAACACAUAUGGUGCCGGCCUGACCAGGGUGUAAGUCAGGGCUGGCCACUGUGUGAUGAUCAGGCAGAUGACUGAACGUCUGUGGGACUCCGUUUGCUCAUUGUAAAAUGGAGAUUAAUACCAGCCUUCUUCUACUCCCCAAAUGCACGUGUUUGUCCCGGCCACAGGGCCCAAUUGUUGGCUGUUCACGCGUCAGUUACCCCCACAGGACGGGUCAGCCAAUUAAAGGCGAACCAGGCCGGGUCCAUCUCCUGACUCCUUUUCUCAUCCCAGGGCUGGACAGGCGGCUGGACAGGCAGCUGGCCUGGGCCCGGCUCUGCCUUGUCACGUGCGGGGGCCGGCCCGUUUGCUCGUCUGUGUAUAGGAGCGUGAGGUCACGCUGGGUGCUCCCGCCCCGCCGGGGCUUUUAGUGUUCCUGGUCCCUAAACGCCAGGCCGCUCCACCGCGGGAGAAGGCGCGAACCCCAGCAGAGCCCAACGGUCGUUGUCGGUUGCCGGGCCACCUGUUGCUGCAGUUCUGAUUGGUUCCUUCCCCCAACAACGCGGCGGCUGUAACCAAUCGACAGCGAGGCCGGUCGCGAGGCCCCGUCCCGCCCUGCAGGAGCCAGCCGCGCGCUCGCUCGCAGGAGGGUGGGUAGUUUGCCCAGAGUGGGGGGCUGGGCCCAUAAAAGAGGAAGUGCACUUAGACCCGGCCGCGCUGGACGCUGUUAGAAACCGUCCUGGCUGGGAAGGCAAGAGGUGUGUAACUGGACAAGACUCGUUUCUGGCGGUCAGUCUUGCCAUCCUCACAGAGGUUGGCGGCCCGAGAGUGUCAGGCAGAGGCGGAGAGUGGCAAGGGAGUGACUAUCUCGGGGAACGAAGGAGUGAACGCGGUGAUGGGACGCACGGAAAUGGGAGUGGAGAAAGUCAUGGAGAGAACCCUAGACGGGGCGGUCCCCGCGGAAAGGCGGUGGCUCCAGGGUCUCCUCACCCAAGCAGGAGCUGGCAGGCCCCGCCCCACUCCGCAGGCCCCACCCCGGGCCCCGCCCCCGAGGCUUAAGCCGCGCCGCCGCCUGCGCGGAGCCACACUGCGAAGCCACACUGCGAAGUCCAGCUGCGCGCGCCUUGGGAUUGACCGUCCACGCUCGCCCGGGAGGUCCGACGCGCCCUCCGCCAGCCGACAGACACAGCCGCACGCACUGCAGUGUUCUCCCUGUGGCUCGGACACAUAGUAUGACCAUUAGGUGUUUCGUCUCCCACCCACUUUCUAUGGAAAACCAAGGGGAUCGGGCCAUGAUAGCCACUGGCAGCUUUGAAGAACGGGACACCUUUAGAGAAGCUUGAUCUUGAAGGCCUCACCGUGAGACCUUACAAAGCUGGAUUCUGGCAGAGUUCCUCUAUCUCGUCUUGUUGCUGAUUAAAGGUGCCCCCGUCUCCAGUUUUUCUCCAUCUCCUGGGAGGUAGCAGGAAAUCAGCAUCAUGGUUGGGUUCAAGGCCACAGAUGUGCCCCCUACUGCCACUGUGAAGUUUCUUGGGGCUGGCACAGCUGCCUGCAUCGCAGAUCUCAUCACCUUUCCUCUGGAUACUGCUAAAGUCCGGUUACAGAUCCAAGGAGAAAGUCAGGGGCCAGUGCACGCUACAGCCAGCGCCCAGUACCGCGGUGUGAUGGGCACCAUUCUGACCAUGGUGCGUACUGAGGGCCCCCGAAGCCUCUACAAUGGGCUGGUUGCCGGCCUGCAGCGCCAAAUGAGCUUUGCCUCUGUCCGCAUCGGCCUGUAUGAUUCUGUCAAACAGUUCUACACCAAGGGCUCUGAGCAUGCCAGCAUUGGGAGCCGCCUCCUAGCAGGCAGCACCACAGGUGCCCUGGCUGUGGCUGUGGCCCAGCCCACGGAUGUGGUAAAGGUCCGAUUCCAAGCUCAGGCCCGGGCUGGAGGUGGUCGGAGAUACCAAAGCACCGUCAAUGCCUACAAGACCAUUGCCCGAGAGGAAGGGUUCCGAGGCCUCUGGAAAGGGACCUCUCCCAAUGUUGCUCGUAAUGCCAUUGUCAACUGUGCUGAGCUGGUGACCUAUGACCUCAUCAAGGAUGCCCUCCUGAAAGCCAACCUCAUGACAGAUGACCUCCCUUGCCACUUCACUUCCGCCUUUGGGGCAGGCUUCUGCACCACUGUCAUCGCCUCCCCUGUAGACGUGGUCAAGACGAGAUACAUGAACUCUGCCCUGGGCCAGUACAGCAGCGCUGGCCACUGUGCCCUUACCAUGCUCCAGAAGGAGGGGCCCCGAGCCUUCUACAAAGGGUUCAUGCCCUCCUUUCUCCGCUUGGGUUCCUGGAACGUGGUGAUGUUCGUCACCUAUGAGCAGCUGAAACGGGCCCUCAUGGCUGCCUGCACUUCCCGAGAGGCUCCCUUCUGAGCCUCUCCUGCUGCUGACCUGAUCACCUCUGGCUUUGUCUCUAGCUGGGCCAUGCUUUCCUUUUCUUCCUUCUUUCCCUUCCCUCCUUCCCUUCCCUCCUUCCCCACCUCUUCCUUCCACUCCUUUACCCACCACCUUCCCUCUCUCUACAUUCUCAUCUACUCAUUGUCUCUCAGUGCUGGUGGAGUUGACAUUUGACAGUGUGGGAGGCCUCCUACCAGCCAGGAUCCCAAGCGUCCCGUCCCUUGGAAAGUUCAGCCAGAAUCUUCGUCCUGCCCCCCGCAGCCCAGCCUAGCCCACUUGUCACCCAUAAAGCAAGCUCAACCUUGGUGUCUCCUC